Messenger RNA from Staurois parvus, 333 nucleotides. Lineage: Eukaryota; Metazoa; Chordata; Amphibia; Anura; Ranidae. The record is from the annotation of a GenBank genome assembly.
AUUUUGCAUUUCCGGGGGAGAGACCUGUGUGUAAACAACACAGGUCUCUCUCCUGCCAGCAGUAACAGGCUGUUUUGUAUUGCGCUGCACAGCACAGCACAGAAAUACACAGCAGCAUGUCUCCCUAGUAAAACACACACAGCACAUCAUGUUAAACAGCACACAGUUAACCCUUUGAUCGCUCCAGAUCUUAACUCCUUCCUGCCCAGUGCCAUUAGUACAGUGUCAGUGCUUUUUAUUAGUAUUGAUCACUGUAUUGGUGUCACUGGGGAUGUCAGUGGCAGUUAGUCAGUUCCCCCCAGUGUCAGAAUGCCUGCCACAGUCCCGUUAAAA